AACGAUUGAUUGAAUGGAAAUGAAUAGCGAAUGCAUUGAAUGCGCGAACAGUCGGCCACUCAUUACAGCCACCAUUGGAUGAGUUGUGGGAUGUGUUGGAAGUGUUGACCAAUGAUGUCGACGAUCAGCAAAGAGCUGUUCUCAGAGCUCAAACAGCGGACCGUGAAUUGUGUGAACCAACCCAACGACGAGUCCAUCGCCGCCUUAAGACAAUUCGUGACCAAAUGUGACAAACACUUCAUCAACUCGUUAUACCAGUACUCGAUAUUCCCCUUAAGACUCAUUAUCUCGAAUCUGCCGAAGAAGCAAAACAAUUGCGAGAAAACCAUUGAAUCCAGUGUUGAAUGUCUUUCGCUGAUUCUUCAGAAAUCACAGAUCAAUCGCUUUGACAUCUUUGCCGACAUUUUGUCCAAUUUAUUGCAUUUAAUUGACGACAACUCAUACACUAUUGACACAGAGUUUACUUUCAAAGCGAGUGAAGACCUCAUAUUAAGUGUGAUUAAGUGCGCGAAGAUAUUGAUCCAAAACUGUGAUGACUGUAUAUUAGGACAAGUGGUUAGUCCCGCGUUUAGCCCUCAGUUCGGUCACGCGAUUCACAUUCUUCUUAGUUCCGCAAACAAACAAAAAUACCAUUUAAUUAAAUCGGAAGCCAUUGAGACCAUCGAUUGUCUAAUCAGUAAAUGCCAGUUAAGUCUAAAUCAGGACACACUGAAGACAUGUCCGCAGGACCUGAUCGCGUACUUCUUGCCGGGAAUUUCCAUUAAUAUUUCGCAAUUGAUAUCAAGUGAUGACAAACUGAACCGAAAAGUUAUAAACUCAUCGCUCACUCUAUUGUCUAAUACUGUGGUAUUUGUCUUCAAAUCUAUUUCAUGCGAUACUGAUAUAGAGUACAAGAAAAUAGAUGACAUGCAAGUGGCUAACGCUCCGGAGGAAUGCGAAAGGAAUGGAUUUCACGUGAUUCGAGAUAAGAAAUGGUUGGAAAACACUUGCGAUAAAUUGAAUAUUGUUUUCGAUAAAAUCAUUUCGAUCUUAAUAUCGCACCAGAACUGGAAUGUUAGACAAUCGUUGCAGACAUUUGUCACUCAUAUACUGACCAAUUGUUGUCCGCUAUUCAUAAACAGAUGUCUUUCAUCGCUAAUAAGGGUUUCGUUGACUUAUUUGAGCGACGAUUUCGAGCAAAUAAGUCAUGAAUCGGAUGUGUUUUUGACAAAACUGUCCAAAACCUCUGCGAGUAGUGAUUCCUCGAAGUCUUAUCUGGACUUAAUUGAAGAUCAGAUCUAUUCAUACAUAACUAGUUUACCGCGUAUUAUAAGGACAUGCAGUGAAAGGGAGAGAAUUACUGCAAUUUAUUUAUUAUACGGUUAUAUCAAGUGUUUGGACACAAAUGGCAUCAAUUAUAUGCUAUACUCUCCGCAACACAAACACAAACUCUUUGAGUGUUUUAUAGAUAUUUGUCAAUUCGAUUACAUUGGGAUCCGACUCCUGGAGCUCAUCACGUAUUCAGAUAAAGCCAUUCACUUAAGUGAUGAACAAUUGCCUCACAAAUGGAUCAGAAAAGACUUUACAUACCUUUGCGACGAGAAAUCGGUGAUCGCUUUAACCAAAUGCUGUCAAUUGAUUGGCCAAAGAGUCGAGUCUCAAGUGUUGACCGACUAUUUGGUGGAUGUGUUGAGACAAUCGAAUAUGAAUUCGAGCGUAAUAUUUGUCACAAAUCAGAUCCUCUCCAGCGUUAGCGCCAAUUAUGCAGAUAUUGAAGAGCUUUUGGAACAAUACGUGACAAACAUUACCACAACUCUCGAAGACAAGAGCGUCGAGAAUAUGAACAAAGAUAUUCUUCGACAGUGUCUUCUCAUUGAAGGUCUCACAUGUUUUCUCCAUUUAUACGAUUCGGAUUCGUCUCAUAAUUAUCUCUUGAAAUGUAUUUUCCCGCUCCUCGAGAGUGUCGGCGCAUCCAAUCUCUGUAUAUACCAGACAUCCCACAGAGCGCUGACAUUAGUCUCACAGCAUUUUGGCUACGAAUCUAUAUCGAGACUUGUGGUCAAAAACAUUGAUUAUUUGGUUAAUUGUAUUUGUAUUCAUUUGAAACACUUUGUCGACAACCAAAGGGUUCCGAUUGUAAUCAAAGUAAUGCUCAAAUUCUCCACUCAAGACACGCUUCAUCUGUUCACUGAUAUUAUCGAUGAGAUUAUCGUUGUUAUCGACUGUUACCACAGAAAAUUUGUCAGAAAUAAGAAUAUUUCGGAGAAUUUGGAGAAUGAAAACGAAGUGAUUAGUGAUAACGAAGAGGAAUGUGAUUAUAGAGAGGACGACACCAGCGCUGACGAGAAGACAAAAGUGCCAUUUUAUGUACCAUUAGUUGAAAAGAUAUGCGAACGUUGUGUACAUAUUAUCUCAAAUCCUGACCCAAAAGUCAGACUUAUUGUGUUAGACAUUAUUGUCGACUGUCUUAGGAUUUUAAAGCCAUUUGAAGACCAUUUGCUUCCGAUGGCCCACAAGUUGUGGUCACCACUUGUCGAGAGGUUCACCGAUAAGGACGUGAUUGUGACCAAACGAUCGUUUGCUUGUCUGCGAGUGAUGUCCGAAAUAUGCGGUGAUUUCAUACGCGCGCGAACUCUGAAGGAAGUGAUUCCAAGAAUUUUAUUGUUCUUGAGAUCGCAGUCACUCGUGAGCUCCGGGAAAGACAAGGGCUCUGCCUAUCGGUUUACAAUUGCCUAUCAGUUUCAGAACGAUAUUCUUUGCGGCAUUGGCUCUAUUGCCGUGAAUCUCGGCUUAAGUGACAAAGACUUGUGGCCAUUGAUUGUGGACACAAUGCCAUACCUUCACUCACACCAACCCUUACCAUUGCAAGAGUCAGCGAUCGCUGCGUUGACACAAAUGUCUAAAUUAGAUCCCAAUUCAGUCUAUUAUUAUCUUAAAAUGACGUUCAGUACAGACAGUGUUAUAUCACACGAAAACAAAUCGUUUCCCGACCUUAGGUUUGAGGGAAAUAAACAAGAAUUUUCAGCAAAUGUUAUUAAACUGUUAGAGUAUUUAUCCAUUAAUUCCUCAUAA
Messenger RNA from Medioppia subpectinata, 3051 nucleotides. The record is from the annotation of a GenBank genome assembly. NCBI's taxonomy places the organism in Eukaryota, Metazoa, Arthropoda, Arachnida, Sarcoptiformes, Oppiidae.